GGUCAUCUCGCAAGUUAUCGCAGAAGCCAUAUUCACACAGCUGGCUGGGAGGAAGACUGACUGAUAUAAAGUGCGUACGAUCGAUGGCUCAAGAACGAUCGGCUCUAUUGCUGCAUAGACAGCUUGGAGAGCUUAUGAAGAACCCAGUGGAAGGGUUCUCUGCAGGAUUGAUUGAUGAUGAUGACAUCUACAAGUGGGAAGUAUUGAUCAUAGGACCACCUGAUACACUUUUUGAAGGAGGAUUUUUCAAAGCUCACCUGUACUUCCCUAAAGAUUAUCCUCUCAAGCCACCCAAGAUGAAGUUUAUAUCAGAUGUAUGGCAUCCAAAUAUUGAUAAAAAUGGUGAUGUUUGUAUCUCAAUUCUGCAUGAGCCAGGAGAUGACAAAUAUGGGUAUGAGAAGGCCAAUGAAAGGUGGUUACCCAUCCAUACUGUAGAGACCAUUUUACUCAGUGUUAUAUCUAUGCUAGCUGAUCCAAAUGAUGAAUCUCCGGCCAAUGUUGAUGCAGCAAAAGAUUGGAGGGAAAACCCUGCUGAAUUUAAAAAGAAAGUAGCCAGAUGUGUUAGAAAAAGUCAAGAAGAGUAACACUAGACAAAUAUCCUAUAAUCAAUAUGCAAGGCUAUGGAUCUAACCUCGUAUUCUUCUGGAGUAAUGCAUAUGAAACAUUGCAGCAAUAAGUGACGUCACAGCAGGUUGUUAUCUGCACAUCAGUCACAUAGUGGGACUAUACAACAGACAUUCUUUAUGAAGACUCCCACUGUUCAAGUCAGGGAAACAUUUACUUGAUGCUGCAGGUACCAUAACUCCAUACACUAACAGCAGAACAACCAUCUGAGAUGGAUUUAAGUUAUACUUGUUAUAAGAUAUUUGAUAGCUGGCCGUUAGCUUCACCUUACUUGGAUCAAUUAACAGUUAAGUUUCAGUAAUUGUUAUUUUAUGUAGAUUUUCCCCACAAGUUCCACAUGUCUUGGUUAUUUAUCAGUUCAUGGUGUGGACUGUAAGAGCGGUGCUAUGUCAUACCAGCAGCUCAGAGAUGGACCACAAAUAUGCAGGUACUCUAAAAGUGAGUGAGCAUUGAAAAAGUGAGUGAUACAUAGCCACGUGAAAGCUACUUAGACUGUUUGAUUAAUACAGGCAAACAUGAGGCAUACGUAGUAUGCCAUAGUUCUGUGCUGCUGGUAUGGCUCCUGACAACGAUUCACAAAUUCCUCCGUUUUCGUGAAAGAGUGUGCUGGGAAGCACAAUAACUGUAUAUUCACAUGUGUAUAUAAUUUGAGGUUUGCGUGGUUAUCAGUCAUAGUAAAAUGAACAGAGCAUCACUUCCAGUUUAGAAAUUGGGGGAAAUGCAUGUUUCAGUUUGAUUUUGGCAAGUUAAAAACUUCAGGCACAACAAGACCUUGCUUUGUAAGCAAAAUAUUACCAGACCUUUAGUAAAUUUUGAUAUUCUGAUGUAAUGUGAAUAGUUUUUUCAUUUUAAAACUGCAUAAAAGAAGAGCUAUGGAUUCACUGACUAACACAUUGUCAUAUGUGUAUUGCAAUAACAGUACCUCGAUAUAAGAUUACUUCUUUGACAUUUAUUCAGUUGGAAAAUUGUUAAGUUUGAGAAGUGGUGGGUGUUGCAUACAUUUGUACAGUAUAUUCACGUUCAUAUCCAUUGUAUAAUUAAUAUCUAGCACUGAACUGGGAUUAUUAUUAUUAUUAUUUGCAGACAGGGUUUGUUUAGAAUUGUGCUUGAUUUAGUUGAUAGUGAAAUAGAAGUGCGGCUGCUGUGCAACCGGCUGGUUCGUUUUAGCAAUCUAUACUUCAGCAAAAUAAGAGUGUGCCAGAUUAUAAAUUGCUACCAACUAGUUGAUGAUUGCUUUAAAUUUAGUCCCUGUAGUUUAUAAAUAUUGCUGGUCAAAUUGAAAGAUUCACAUUUUGUGAUAUCUAUAAUAUUGUUCGGGAAUAGGUUUCAAGCAAUCACCCAACAUUUUAUAUAGGGAUUGUUGGUAGUCACUUGGGACGAAUAUUGUGUAUAGCCUCUACGAAUCCUUUUAAUGUUCAUGUUGAGACUUGAACUGGCAAGCAAAGUUCAUUUGAAUUUAUUGUAUUCGAAUCCAGCCAUCCUCUGAAUUUAAGCCUUGUAUGAAGUAUUAUUGUACCACCACGUGCUGUAAGUUCUCUGGCACUCCUACAGGCACCAAGCACCUGUCUCGUACCUCUCAAUGCUUGGGCUCUGAGACAACAAUUUAAAAUUUUUGGUGAACAAUUGCCAGUCCCUGGAAGCUUAUCAUAUACCUUUUUGUCAGGCAAUACUCUAGCCUUGAUUUGGCAGUCAUUUUUGUGUUAAUUAUGACAUUAUUUGUUUGGAAUUAGACUUAGCGAAUGAAAUUGUAGCAACUUGGAUUACUAUUGUAUUGUCAUACACCAUAUAAUGUACAUUAGACAUUAAGUAUUUUAUCAUAAGCCAAGUUGGAGAUGGUGGAGUGUAACUUGUCAUUUUGAUCUUUCAAGGAAUAUGUAAAACAUUCUUUGAUCUCUUGAUUCUUACCAUUCUAGUGUCUAAU
This is a messenger RNA of Lingula anatina, 2545 nucleotides long. RefSeq names its product ubiquitin-conjugating enzyme E2 G1. The record is from RefSeq and is a predicted model, not a curated record. Lineage: Eukaryota; Metazoa; Brachiopoda; Lingulata; Lingulida; Lingulidae.